UGGAGUGAGUAGCUCGCUAGGCCACUUUGGACUCUGCACCCGCGGGUGUAUGGGUACUGCUUCCUGGCGGGCUGUUUAGUCCCCCUCUGCCGGUUCAUGGAGGGGGCCAGUCCCCCAUCUCCAGGAGAUGAGCUGGAGCUCUCGGUGAUCCAAGAGCAGCCAGACGAGCAGACGCCUCUCAACGGAGCUGUCCAGGGCAUCCUUUCUUUAGCCGAGGAGCCCUGCCCAGUCCAGGCUGACAAGGAAAGCCCUUGGAGCUCUUGUAAUAAGAAGUUGAUUGGAAAGUGCAAACUCUGGAUGGUCCUUGCCUCUGUUUUCCUGAGUUUCAUUCUAGUCAUCAUCAUAGGCUUAUGUCUAACUGGAGUAACUUAUAUCGAUGAAGAUGAAAAUGAAAUACUUGAAUUGUCAUCAAAUGAAACAUUCUCGGUCAUGCUAAAGAUUCCAGAGGAGUGUGUUUCUGAAGAGGAAUUACCUGACAUGCUCAAGAAGCGAGUGACACACGUGUACACUGACUCACCAGCUCUGAACCGCUAUUUCACUUCAGUUGAAGUCAUGGACAUCAGUGGUCAAAACGCCACAAUAAUCUUCCGCCUGCACUUCAGGGUUCCUCCUGAAGAUGCCAGUUUUGUGAAGUAUGUGAUGAGCGAGGAGUUCGUGCUGGGAGUUUUGCAGCAGAAUUUCCAUGAUCAGAACAUAGCUGGUUGUGAGACUCUGGGGCUUGAUCCAGGAUCCCUCUGCUUCUACGAUAAGCUGAGCACGUCUGGAAGGCAGAGCUGUGACGAAUGAUGAAGGUUGAUCUAUGUCUGACAGUAGCACUCUGCUGAACUUUGGGAUGCGGAGAGUUCAUUCCACUUUACAGAAGAGAUCCUGAGAAUUCACAUAGAAGGACCCAAAUGACUAGAGGUGUGGAGGCGGUCCUUUUUUUCCAGCUUCUGCACAGUUACAGAGUCUGCUUCAGUGUUUAACAAAACAGUACCCCAGCUCUGCCCCAGCUGGGUCCGGAUAGGGUGGCGUGAUGGGGCGGCUGGCAGACCUGCAAGGAGAGGUCCCUCCAUCCAUAAUGGACACUUUCUUUUUAGGGCCAAGUGUUCUUCCAGGCAGGAUCCCGCCAGCCUGGGCAGGAGGAGAGAGAACAGGGAGAGGCCAAGCGAGGGAGAGUUCAGCCAACCCUCCUCCCUCUCAAUCCUACAUUUGAUCUACCCCCAGACAAGGCUGUGAGGAAAAGGCAUGCACUUUGUCAAAGGUAAUUAGCAUUGUUCAUGUCCACUUCCAAGACACGCUGACUUGUCACAUCUCAG
Molecule: messenger RNA, 1298 nt
Organism: Capra hircus (goat)
Lineage: Eukaryota; Metazoa; Chordata; Mammalia; Artiodactyla; Bovidae
Gene: C1H3orf52
Product: chromosome 1 C3orf52 homolog
Exons: 6
Coding region: 97-786 (229 amino acids)
Source: RefSeq, a predicted model, not a curated record